Messenger RNA from Linum tenue, 1457 nucleotides. The record is from the annotation of a GenBank genome assembly. Lineage: Eukaryota; Viridiplantae; Streptophyta; Magnoliopsida; Malpighiales; Linaceae.
CUCCCCCUCUCUCUAUAAAGACUAAAGAGGUAGAAAUUGUUCACACCGCGUAAUAGUUCCCCACGGCCACCAGAAUCCUCUGUUUCCUGGUUUCCACCCCGGAGAAUGGAGCUCCAAACCGCCGACGUUGCAAUGGUUCUCACGAAGCAAGUCCUCCUGACGGAAGCCAGGGACCACAACGCCGUGAUUUCCCCGGCUUCGAUCCACGCCGUGCUGAGCCUCAUCGCCGCCGGCUCAAGCGGCCCGACUCGGGAACAGUUGCUGUCUUUCCUCAACGCCAAUUCAAUUGGCCAGCUCAACUUCCACGCAUUCCAGGUCGCCUCCGCUUUGGCCGACGGCGGCGCCGGUGGAGGGCCGACGCUGUCGUUCGUUAACGGGGCUUGGGUGGACAAGUCGCUUUCUCUCAGGCAUUCUUUCAAACAGGUUGCAGGCAGUUUCUACAAGGCCGUUCCCCUCGAAGUCGAUUUCAAAUACAGGGCAUCAGAAGUGGCUGCUAAAGUAAACGAAUGGGCGGAGAAGCACACAAACGGUCUUAUAAAGAACGUUCUUCCUCCCGACGGAGUCGACGGCUCGACGAGGCUGGUUUUCGGCAACGCCCUCUACUUCAAAGGAGCUUGGGCGUCGGCGUUCCAUCCAUCGGACACCAAAGACCAUGAUUUCCGCCUCAUGAAUGGAAGCUCGGUGAGAGUGCCGUUCAUGGCAGGAAACUGGUCGACGAAGAUGCAAUUGGUUUCCCAGCAUUUUGGUUUCAAGGUGCUUUCCCUUCCCUACAAGCAAGGUUUAGACAAACGGCGAUUCUGCAUGCACAUCUUCCUCCCUGACUUCACACACGGGCUGCCUGCACUGAUCCAGAGAGCAGGCUUCGAGCCCGGUUUCCUGGCCCGAUACGUCCCCAGGAAGAGAGUGAAAGUGGGCGAGCUCAGGAUUCCAAAGUUGAAGCUGAGAACUGAAAUGGAGGCUUCUAGAGCCUUGAUUGGGUUAGGCCUGGUUUUGCCCUUCUCUGGUGUUGAAGCAGACUUUAGCGAGAUGGUGGAGCACUCACUUGAUGACGACGAACGCCUCCAUGUGUCGAGCAUAUUUCACAAGUCGUUCAUCGAAGUGAAUGAGAAGGGCACGGAGGCUGCAGCUGCUGCGAUAGCUGCAAUGCAACCGAUCUGUGAAGUUGAUGAAGAUGAAGAUAGAUUCCAAGGUAUCGACUUUGUUGCUGAUCAUCCUUUCUUAUUCGUCAUCCAAGAAAGUAUGAGUGGGAUGGUGUUGUUUACCGGCCACAUCGUUGAUCCGUCGCAGUGCGAGUUAGAUCGAGCCGAUUACACAGGAUUUUACGGUGGUUUUGAUGACGAGUUCUUCUAGUUAAGGUUUUCUGUGUUCAAUGUACAUUGCUGAAUUAACAACCCCAAUGACAUCAGUCGAUAUGUUAAAUGGUAUGAUGCCAGUUGAAUGUAUUAUAUUAUUAUUUU